UCACGGUUGUAACCUCCAAGGAAGUCGUUACGACACAGGGCUGGAGCAACCAUCUCGGCCAACGGAGCGUCGAGGCAGCGAAGUCCAAGAAACAACUACGAUUAAUACAACGACGGCGGCGACAAUAGCGAAAACACCAAGACUAACCGUUAGUACCACUGUCGCUACGGCUACUUGUGCAGGCAAAAAGACGAAGAGAACCGCCUCGGCUUCUGAAACGCAGUUUACAGCAACCGCGAAAAGAUGGGGGACGAGCUCGGGAAUAUCGCUGUUGUCGUCGUGGGCGAUUUCGGUCGAUCCCCGCGAAUGCAAUACCACACGCUUUCGUUAGCUAAUCACGGAUACAAUGUUUCUGUGGUGGCAGCACAGGGCUCACCGCCUAUUAGGCAAUUGCAGAAUCACGAUAAAGUCCACAUAAACCUUAUAAAAGAUCUGCGCCUGUUAUUUUGGCCGCGUCUCCUCCGCUAUGUGACUAAAACGGUCUUCCAGACCGUGAUGCUGUUGUGGCAUUUACUGAUUCGAAUACCUCGACCUCGAGCAAUUCUUGUUCAGAACCCCCCAAGCGUUCCGGCUGUCCCUUGUGUGUGGCUUGCUUGUAAAAUUCGCGGAGCAAAGUUUAUUGUUGACUGGCACAAUUACGGCUUCACCAUCCUAGGUAUGAGCUUGAGAGAAGAAAGCAUUCUUGUGAAACUGUACCGAUUUAUCGAAUUUUAUUUUGGGGCAAAGGCCGAAUGCGGGUUCUGCGUAUCCGAAGCAAUGAAGUCCGACCUAGCUAGUAAGGGCAUAGUAAAUAUUACUGUUCUACACGACAAGCCACCGGCAAGGUUUCAACCCAUUGAAUGGGGCAAACAGGAAUGUUUGAAAAAAGUACACGAAGUGCUGGUCAGGCUAUCAGUAACGCCUGGCAUUUCAGGAAUGCCAGAUUUGGCCGAAAGUGCCACUAAUACGGUACUCACGAGGCGAGAGCCUUCUGGAAAAGUGAUACUCAAACCGCGGACUGAACGACCACUGCUCCUGGUUAGCACCACAUCAUGGACAGAGGACGAAGAUUUCGGCUUGCUCUUCGCCGCACUGAAGAAAUAUGACAAGGCAGCUCAGCCUGAGGCGUCAUCCAUCAUCUGCAUCGUCACCGGGCAGGGUCCUCAAAAAGAGUUUUACGUGGAGAAAAUUUCUCGACUAAAACUUAACAAAGUUAAGAUCAUGACGCCAUGGCUCGAAAUCGAAGACUACCCCUUCGUCUUAUCGCUAUGCGAUCUCGGAGUCUGUCUUCACAAGAGCUCAAGUUCACUUGAUCUACCGAUGAAGAUCGCGGACAUGUUUGGAUGCUGUGUUCCAGUUCUCGCCUGGAAUUAUCGUUGUAUUUCCGAACUGGUUCAGCCAAACUCCACAGGCCUUCUGUUCGAAAGUUCGGACCAGCUAUGUCGACACCUAUUAAAGAUGUGCGACGUGAAAAGCGCGCCCCUUUUGGACGGCUGGCGGGAAAAUAUCCGUCGUUGGCAGGAGCUCAGGUGGGAGCGACACUGGGAAAUGUGCGCGAAAGACGCCUUCCUUUAGCAAUCAGAGCAGAUUUUUCGACGUGUAAUGUUCUUUCGACUAGUAUGUAACGCUAGUAGUGGCCGCUGCGGGUUCCGGCGUCGCCGUUGUUUAAUUGUCCUAAAAGCGAACCUUUGGAGUAGGCGACCGUCACUACCGACGUCAGAAGCAAAGCCGAUAACUGCGGUGACGACACAAGCUUCAGCAACAACAACACGUUGACGUCGAUGAUGCGCGCAAAUUAUUGCUGGGAAAAUAAAGCAAGUGAACACGACAGCAGCAGCAACAGUGUGAAGCAGCUAGUCGUGCAUGAACAGACAUGACAUUUGAAGAUGCUAAUGAUGACAAAGAGGUGACGCAGCUACCCGCUAUCAAGAGAACCAGUGGAGACAACUUGCUUGGAGCGCGGAACGUGUAUUGUAACUUGUCUGUAUACGCGUGUAUAAUAAUUACUAUAAUCACAUAUAAUGGCAGACAGGCGAACAGAUCUACAGAAUGUUUGUUACACCUGUGUAAGCGUAGUGAUACUGUUCGCUGUUGGCCGUUUUUGUAUCAAUGUUCUCGUCAUAAUAUAUACAUAUAUUAUAUUAGUUACGUUUAAUCAGGUAAACACAGAGGUUUACAAACAUAGACACAUAGUAUACACGGACGGGCACACAGCAGAAAAGAUUCGUGUGACUAACAAUAAACAAAUUGGGUUUUAUUCUGUAACAUUCCGCCCUGUCGUGUUAUUAUUUGUCAAGCAGACUAAUUUAAUGAGACAAAAUGAAGUUUAUCCCUAUUACAAAUCUCUCUGAUGCUGGUACGAGCAAUAGAUUACAUUUGACGGCACCUACGACCAUCGGUGCUUUUGUGGCUUCUGCAAUCGACACUGUAAUACCUAGUGUUUGUGGUAGUUGACGUAAAAAAACGCUAGACACGUGACGUAAAAAACGCUAGACACGUAACAGUAUAGAGAGGAAGGACGACUCGGAUGUUGCAUUUAAUGCCGCUCAUCAGGAAUAAAAGAAUUUUCUAUUACCUUGUGCUGGUGUCAGUGAUGUACUGUUUAUGGUGGCAACUUCUGAAACGCUGCCAUUGCUUGCGUUAAUUUGCCCAGACAUAGUGAAGACAAGAUGUGGAGUGGAAGGCAAGAGAUCCGACGCAACAAUAUGGACUCUCAUGUGUGCAUUUUGAAAAUGUGACGAAAAUCUGUUGAUGGGAUUUUUUUCGCAUUUACGGAAAACGGGUGUAUCCAAAAAUAUCGUUAUAUAUAUAUAUAUAUAUAUAUAUAUAUAUAUAUAUAUAUAUAUAUAUAUAUAUCACGGAAU
Messenger RNA from Varroa destructor (honeybee mite), 2843 nucleotides. RefSeq names its product ALG1, chitobiosyldiphosphodolichol beta-mannosyltransferase (gene Alg1). NCBI's taxonomy places the organism in Eukaryota, Metazoa, Arthropoda, Arachnida, Mesostigmata, Varroidae. Gene Ontology annotation, cellular component: endoplasmic reticulum. The record is from RefSeq and is a predicted model, not a curated record. Gene Ontology annotation, molecular function: mannosyltransferase activity.